Molecule: messenger RNA, 1384 nt
Organism: Dichomitus squalens LYAD-421 SS1
Lineage: Eukaryota; Fungi; Basidiomycota; Agaricomycetes; Polyporales; Polyporaceae
Exons: 2
Coding region: 1-957 (318 amino acids)
Source: RefSeq, a predicted model, not a curated record
AUGCUCGCUUUCCCUCUUAGCCCCGUAGACCCCAUGCUCGCCUCAACCAGCACCUACCUUCCUCAUUCGGCGCUACACCUAGCAGUGCCACCAAUGCCGGGCCCAUCGGAUUGUGUUACAGGCUUUCCUUCCUCGUCCGGCUGGUCCGCCCUCUCGUUCUACGAGUCCGUCCCUCGGGCCAUCUCCCCCGCACCCUCCACAAGUCGCACCCGAGAUUACGACGAGGUGGUCUACUCUAUUCCAUCUGUGUCCCGAUGGGAACACCUUGACGCACUCGACGCGAAGAGCGAAGAAACGCGCCGAUCGCUCACGCCGUUCAGCCCCCGCCGCGCGCCCUCCCCCUUCCCCGGUCGGGGGAACGGAGGCACGGAAUUUGUGAGCACCGAGUUUCAACGUGGGGCAGCGUCAGCUCGUCCCAGUUCCGCGCCACAAUUUCUCCGUCACUCCGUGGCAGCUUCUGCCCCAGACGUCUCGUCUGCAGGGGCCUUGCAGCGCGUCAAGAAGACAGGCCCGGCAGGGUCGUCAUACAACGCCCCCGACGUCUCCCGCGGACGGUCCGCCGACCCAGAACCGACCGAGGACGAGCUGGACUUUGAGCGCAAGUUCGUCUCGCUCCCGUCCCUCCGCAAAAAGGUCUGUACGCAUCGUGGGCCCCACGCCCGGUCCGCCGCAGACAUCCAGAAGCUCGUCCCCCCCUUCGGAUCUCCACGCUGUCAGCACGCGGAGUGCGCAGACGCGAAGUGCGCGACGUGCGUCUACCUCCGUCGCCGGGGCGACGGCCCGCUGCGCACGCGCCUCCUCAAGCGCGACAAGGACCGCGACCUGUGGCACCUCCGCCCGGCCGCGUACGACGAGCCGUGGGCGUACGCCGAGGACCGCGGCAAGCUCACCGCGCUACAGGCGUCGUACGUGCUCGGCCGCGAGCGCGCCCUGCGCGGCGCGCGGGCACGCCUCUGACGCUGCACAGAGGCGGCGGGGCACGGGUUAUCCCCAGAUCUGCGAUCCGCUUGGCCGCGGCGGCGGACUCCGCUGCAGUCGCACAGCUGUGGCUAUGGGCGCAUCAGGGCAAGGCAUCGGACGCUGUGCUGCUCACCAUCAUCGAUCAUAGUCAGACGUCCUCGUGUUCCAUCGCCACCACGACCUCAGCCCGCAGCUUCAGUCGACUCGUCUCUCGGACUACGGCCGUUUCUAGACAAUCGUCAGGCACUCGGGACUUCUCCGGCUGCCUCCAGUAGAUGGUGGGCGGUCAAGCGUCACGAUAGUAAUGGUUACCAUAAUGUACAGCACUAUAUCGAGUAGUUUCUCUUACGGACUUUGGUUCACGAAUCUCAGGACUUUACUGGAUAAUCAAAUUGUUACAUACCCUCUACGUAUCUAUACCUCC